Molecule: messenger RNA, 1457 nt
Organism: Ostrea edulis (European flat oyster)
Lineage: Eukaryota; Metazoa; Mollusca; Bivalvia; Ostreida; Ostreidae
Exons: 4
Coding region: 1020-1457 (145 amino acids)
Source: RefSeq, a predicted model, not a curated record
UAAUAUCUGCGUCUGCUUACGUACUUAGUUACCGCGUCUGGAGCAUGCGUACAUCGUACUUUAGUUUUUCUCAUUUGUUGUCUGGACAAAAACAACGAGCAACAUGAAUGCAAAGAAAAUGCACAAGCCAAAUUGGGGAGGAGUGAUGGUUGUGUUGGCAGAGGCAAUUAAGUCUUCCUAUGCCGUGCUGUUUGGAAAAUUAUCGCCCUGCUUACGUCAGAGAAGAAGAAAGGGGAGUGGGAAGACAUUAACGAUACCUUUUGCCGUAGUUAUCCACAUAUACCAAUUAAACGAUUAAUAUACAUUGAAAAAGAUCCGCCAAUAUAUUUUCCUCAGCGUGAAAAUAAACUAAACCUAUAAACAGGUCUUCCGGAAUUCCUAGGGUUUUUUGACUGUCAUUAAAAGGUAAACAUCCGGUAUUUUCCUCUAAUUUGAUACACUCAUUUGUGUAAACUCUUCCAGUUUAGUAGUUCUGGAUAUACUGAGAAAAAGCUUCAAAUGGUACUUGACUCUUAUUCAUAUAAUAAUUGAAAGCUUUAUCUGCAUUGUAAUAACGUUUUAUUUUUACAUAGAUCUGGCUCCAGCAUGGUUUGUAUAAUUCUAAAUUUACUUUUUAGCCAACUUUUUAACCAACCAAGACACUAAUGAUAUCUUUAUAUUAAAUUGCCACAUAGCUUGUAGAAUCCAAUUUUAAAUUCCCAAAGUGAAAAUUAGAAAUUGUCUCCCUUGUGGAUAUCUCUGAUACUCAGACGAAUUUGACUCCAAUCUUUGGCACUCUGUUUUUACUUUUAGUUCUUACAGGUUUACUGUUAUUUCAGAUUUCCAAUAUUUCGGCUUGAGCAUCACUGGAGAGACAUUAUUUAUCAAAAUGCACAUCUGGUGCAUCAGAAUUGGUACCGUAUAAGUUUUACAUGCAAUCAGGGGAGUAUUCAUCAUUUACUGUUUUACUGAUAUUCUUGGUAUUCUUUGUACCGGUCAUUUAAUUGCAGUAUCCUGUACACUUUGAAUUCACAUGUUACAUGUACCGUUUUCAAUCUUUGCAGGUGUUGUCUACCAUUCCACCAGAAUCCAUCCAUGGCAUAGAGGGAACAGUAGAUACUGCAGAGUUCCACACUCACUAUGUUUCCAAAAGACCAUCAUCAGAUGCUGCAACGCUUCCCGAAGAAGCAUCAACUUCAACAAGUAUUACUGAUUCACCUGUUGUUGUAGCUCAAACAAUUGUAGCUGAAGAUAAUGGUUCAUUACGGAUUGAAAUUCAACCUGAACUAAAGACAAACAAAAUGCGGAAACAAGAAGAUUCAUCAAAGGCAGAAAUAUUCCAUUCUAGGAAGAGGAGGCUUGCCAUAAAAGAACAGAAAUUGCCUGUUCAGGAGAGCACAGCACAGGCAUUAGAGAGACAGUUGUCUACAAAGCAGGAAGAACGCCUGCCUUGCAGUCUCUCCCAUAAUAAAAUUUAA